This is a messenger RNA of Insectozyma verbasci, 249 nucleotides long. The record is from the annotation of a GenBank genome assembly. Lineage: Eukaryota; Fungi; Ascomycota; Pichiomycetes; Serinales; Debaryomycetaceae.
AUGGCACUUCGAAAUUAUUUAUAUGCUAAACAUAAUCAUGAAAAUGAUGAAAAAAUAAAUAAAUCAAAUACCCCAAAACAAAUGAGUAAAGAUAUUGAAAAUAUAACUAAUGAAAUUAAAGAAGCUCGUUUAGAUGAUGAUUGUAAACAAUGCACUGAAUGUACUUGCAAAAAAGAGGAACCAGUUAAAGACAUAACACCUGUUAUAAAAGUAGAAGUUGAAAAUGAAAUAGAAAUAACUACAGUAUAA